UCCACAGAGAUACAGAGGUCGACUGGGAAGUGCAAACAAAGAGGCAUCAUGAAAGCUGUCGCAACCUUCUUGCUGGUGAUUUGCUGCAUAGCCAUCAGCCAUGCCUGGUCGUGUAAGGAGGCUCCACGUCUGUAUAAUGUAGAACAGAUUGAUGCAGGGAAUGGUAUGGUGGUUGGAAGAGACCGCUACAACCGCGGUUACUUCCUGGCAAGAAACUCCUGGUAUUCCUUGGGCUCAACCUACUUCAAGCACCUGACUGUUGGACCUGCAGGACUAUGGGGUGUUUCCACAACAAGCAAAGUCUACAAAUACAUUGCAGGCAACUUUGUUCAGGCCAAUGGAAUCACUAUGCACCAGGUGGAUGCUGGAGGUAAUGGUCAACUUGCAGCAGUUUCAUCCAGCUUGAGCGCCACCUACUGUCUGAGAAGUAGCUAUGCUCAGAGGUUCAAAGCAACAUCAACCCUGAGCUGGAGCAGCUUGUCAAUACGUAUGAAGUACAUCAGCUGUAACCAAUAUGGAUGCUGGGGAAUUGACUCUUCUUCCAGACUCUAUUUUAGACAGGUCUCACCAACUACCUGUAGCGGAGGUUCAUGGAGACAGAUAUCACAUGUGGGCACCCCGAAAAUAAUUGAAACGGGCUCUGACGGAACCGUCUUCUUAUUGACAACAAGUGGCAAAGUCUACCAAAGAAACGGGGUCAGCAGCGGCUGCCCUUACGGCACCAGUUGGAGUACGGUCUCAAUGUGCAUGCCCAUCAGCCACCUGAGCUACGACCUGGGUAAUCUGUGGGUUGUGACCAACGCUAAGUUCCUCCUGCAGUGCACCCACUAGUCUGUUGUGUAGAGCUGAGCCUCUGUGUGCAGUUGUCUUAAAUGUAGCCCCUUUUCCCUCACAUCUUCGUACUUAUAUACAUAUAUAUUUUAUGUAGAUGUUGUUCCUCUGAAGCUGUAUCUGUUUUUGAUUGUGACUUCACAACGGGUGAAAUAAGGGAAUUGGGAAACACUUUAUGCAGUCGAUGGGAUGGAUUCUCAGCAUACAUUGGUCUAUGGUUCAUUUACUUUUUUUUUUUCUUUUUUUGAGAUCAUUUAGUACACAACAAAUCAAUAUCUGACCUUUGAUUCUGUAAUAACUAAUUUCCUUAAAAUUAUUGCUAAAAGACAAAGUUAAUCCUUGUUAAAACUUUAUUACCCCAUACCCCCGACGGGGAGGCAAGGAGUAUUGUUUUUGGUUUGUUUUGUUUCUUUGUUUGUUUGUUAACACUUUUGCAGCAACGCCAUUAAUUGAAUUCAUACGAAAUUGGGUUUAUAGAUUGCCAGUG
Molecule: messenger RNA, 1318 nt
Organism: Sphaeramia orbicularis (orbiculate cardinalfish)
Lineage: Eukaryota; Metazoa; Chordata; Actinopteri; Kurtiformes; Apogonidae
Product: fish-egg lectin-like
Exons: 5
Coding region: 49-831 (260 amino acids)
Source: RefSeq, a predicted model, not a curated record